AAGUAUCAACUCUGCUAGUGAUUAUUUCUGCCUGGAGACAACCUAGCUGCGUCAUUUCCGAAACAAGAGCGCGGUAUGGGUACAUGACAGAGCGCCACACUAUCAGUUCUUGUAUCAAAACUUUGUUACAAAGUAGUUGGAAUUUGUUUUCAUCUUUGAUUUUUUGGCACUUAGGUGCCACCCUGUUACUGUGAUUCAAAAUGAGUGACGACCCUGACUCUUUCCCCGAGAGGGAAAUGAAGGAUUUUCAAUUCCGACAGAUGAAGAAAAUCCGCGUCUUUGACUCACCGGAAGAUUUACCAAAAGGCAGAUCCGGUUUGCUUGCAAUCUCAAACAAGUAUGGAUUAACUUUUGUGGGGCUUGACAGGACGCUUAAAGUCUUCUUGACGAAGGAUAUUAUUGCUGUCGGAAAAGUGGAGGGCAACCCAAAUGAAAUAGUGGAGGGGGUGAAGGCUCUGGAGGUUUCUGUGGAGUUGCCCCUGCAUCAUGUGGCUCUGAGCUGUGAUGAGCUCACCCUGUCCGUGUGUGGGAUGUCUGAGGAGGCAGGCCUCUCCAUGGCUUUCUAUGAUGUCCGCACCUUCCUCAACAAGGCCCGACAAGAGAAGUUCCCUUUUGCAUCUUUGCGGCCAGGCAGUGGCGCGGGCACCCUGGUGCAGGACCUGAAGUGGAACCCAGUGCAGGCAUCCGUGCUGGCCGCCUGUCUCUCAGACGGCAGCAUGAUGGUCCUGGAGGUCACCAGCGAGGUCAAGGUGUCCGCCCAGGUCCCCCCCACCGUCGGCAUCACCUGCGUGUGCUGGAGCCCCAAAGGAAAGCAGGUGGCAGCAGGAAAGCAGGACGCCACAGUGAUCCAGUACACACCAGCCCUGCAGGAGAAGAAGGUGAUCCCAUGUCCAGGUUUCUACAGUUCAGACAACCCUGUCAAAGUGCUGGACGUGUUGUGGCUGAGCACCUUUAACUUUGCGGUGGCAUACGCAGCAGCUGACGGCUCCCCAGAGACACCCCCUGAGCUCGUAGUCAUCUCACUGCCCACAAAAACUGAAAAGAGGGCGGAGGGGUAUCUGAACUUUAAUGACCUGGUGUACGGCAGCUGCACAGAGAGACAACACCACUACUUCCUCUGCCACAUGGAGGACUGGGAUUUGGUGCUGGCAGCGUCUGCAGCCUCCAUUGAAGUCAGUAUCAUUGCCAAACAAGAGGACAAGAUUAAUUGGGAGCUGUGGCUGCUGGAGGAUGCCAGUAGGGCGGAACUUCCUGUCACUCAGAACAGUGAUGACACACUGCCAUUGGGCGUCGCCAUCGACUACACCAGUCAAGAUGAGAUUUACAUCUCGGAUGAUAAGAAGCUUCCUGCGGCCCCCACGCUGAUGUUGCUAUCCACAGACGGGGUCCUGUGCCCCUUCACUCUGCUCAACAUGAACCCUGGGGCCAAGCAGCUGGUAACCCCCCCAACCAGCCUAUCUCUGGAUGGGGAGAGACCACCGACCGCAGGCUCCUACCCUGCAGCCCCACCCUCACAGAAAGCCCAGCCAGAAAGCACAUUUCCCCCACUCCGUCCCCCAGUCAGCAGUUCCACGCCCCCCCCGCCUGCGGCAGGCACCACUUCUGCCCUGGCCCCUGCCCCUGCCCCUGCUCCUGCCCCCGCUGCUGCUGGCUUCUCCUUCGCCCUGCCUCCGUCCUCCACCCCCACUGCCCCCUCCAGCACCGCCUCGUCCUCCUCCAUCACCCUGGGCUCUUCAGCUUCCACCGCAGCCCCUGCCUUCGGCUCCGCCGGCGUCUUCUCCUUCUCCGCAGCCUCCAGUGCUGCCUCCGCCUUCUCCUUCAGUGCCCCCUCUGUCGCCAAGCCCCCCCUUGUGGAUGCUGGUGGUCCUGCAGCAGCCCCCCCUGCCCUUGCACCAGGCCACACCCCCGAGAGGCUUGGAACCGCCUCCCCGCUGACCAUCUCCAAGGAGCCGGCCACGCCCGCCAUUAGGCUCAACCUGGCCGACAGAUUUUCGGGACUGGAGACACCUUCCCCCUUCUCUUUCGCAUCCUCCACCCCCAAACCUCCACAGUCUGAGGCCAGCGCUCCUGUAGCGCCCCCAGUCACCAGCAAACCAGCUGUAGCACCAGCAGCUGUUCGGUCAGUUCAGGCCAGCACCACUACUCCAGCCCCACCUAAAUUGGUACAGACAGCAGCUCCUCAACCCCAGAUCAGCACACCUGCACAGGCUCAUGUCUCAGUGAAGGCUUUGGAGAGGCAGCUGCAACAGAGGAAAGACUCUGAUCCCGUCAUGGCUGGCAUCCUGGAGGAGAUCGCUCACUUCCAGAAGGAGCUGGAUGACCUGAAGGCACGCAGCAGCAGGACGGACUUCAGGGUGGGGAGCACUGAGGAGAUGAGGGAGCUGAGGAAGGAGUCUGAAGACCUGCACGUCUUUACACUGGAGAUCAAAGAGACUACAGAGUCUCUGCAUGGAGACAUCAGCACGCUGAAGACCACGCUGCUGGAGGGCUUUGCUGGGGCUGAGGAUGCCAAAGCCCACUGCGAGCUCAACAACGACCCCAGCUACCUGCAGCUGCUCUACAAGAAACCCCUGGACCCACGGCGAGAGGACCAGCUCAAGGAGAUCCGGCGGCUGUACCAGUACGUGAAGUUUGCAGUGGAGGACGUGAACGACGUGCUGGACGUGGAGUGGGAGAAACACCUGGAGAACCGCAAAAAGCAGAAACACAUGGUUAUCCCCGAGCGCCACGUGCUGUUUAACGCGCUGGCCAAUAACCUGGAGAUUAUCACGCAGCAGAAGCUGAAGCUGGACCAGCUCCUCAGAGACCUGCACAGUCUGCGCCUCUACAACAAGACCGCCGCUUGGACCGCACCCCGCCGGCCCUCCAGCACCCCCUCAGAGCAGAGUCUUGAUAAGGAGCUGGAGGGUCUGAAGGAUGCACUGCUCAAAGCCAGUCUGGAGACAUCCCCCAAGACCACCUCCAGAACCCCAGCCAAGAUGACUCCAGCCAAGCAGUCCCAGCUGAGGAACUUCCUCUCCAAGCGACAGACACCACAUGUCCGGUCCACCGCUCCAGCCAACCUCUCUCGCUCAGCCUUCAUCUCCCCGAAGUACUAUGAGGACCUGGACGACGUCAGCUCCACGUCCUCGCUGUCCCAGGCUCUGGAGGUGGAGGAGCCUGGUGCACUGGUGUUGGAAGAGGAGGAGGAAGAGGAGGAGGUGGCGCCCCUCGCCCCCCUGCCCUCAGUGGCGCCCCCUGCCAUGCCCCGCCACCCUGCUGUGGGCCGCACCCUCUCUGUCCAGCCCGGCUUCACCAUGCAGUCCACCCCCUUCAGUAAGACCACCCCCUUACUGAGCCUGGGCUCCGUCAUCAGCCCAGUCCCGACCAAUAAGAUCAAUCUGGGUGGGCCCGAAAGCACAGCCCUGGCCACCAAGACGGUGAAACACGGAGCCCCGCCCAACGAGAGGACCACGCCCGUCACCAACCCCGCCCAGCAGGCUGCCGCAAACGCCGCCCUCCAGAGGCAGAUGGCCAAUCAGAAGACUGUUGGAACGUCCCUCACUGAGUCGACUUUGAAGACGGUGCCUCAGGUGGUGAACGUACAGGAGCUGAAAGACAAGGGUCCCACCAUGCCCGUCUCCACGGUGAUGAGUUCCUCUGUUCCUGCUCCAGCUGCCCAGGUGGUUCAGCAGGUGUUGGCGACGGUUGCCACCAACCAGGCCAAACGGAACCCUCAGCAGGGCCCUGUGAAGGUGACUGCUUCCCUGGCUGAGAGCUUGGCGCCCUCCCAGACUGGCUUUGUAUUUGGUGCGGUGACCAAAGCAGACGUUCCAGCAGCAACGGCAGCCGCCAGUGCUUCAACAGCAGGAGGAGAACAGAACAGCAAGGCCUUCAGCUUCUCAGCAGGGCCAUCCUCGGGCUUCUCCUUCGCCUCCCUCAGCGCCAGCUCUGCGUCUGCGUCACAAACAGUAAAAGACGCCGGGUUGCCCAAGUUCUCCUUCGGCGGCAGCAGCAGCAAGUUAUUUGGGGGCGCUGCUGACGAGACGGCCUCCAUCUUCACCCCCAAGGCCACCUCCCCGGCACUAGGGGGCAGCACCAACUCCCCCACCCCUCCCCCUGCCAUGUCAGGGGAGCCGGUGAAGCUGACGUCCGCCGCCCCCUCCCUGAGAGGGGAGCCCCAGGCCUCCAAACCGGCCGUGGCAGCAGGGGGAGAGACACUGGGCAGUUUCUCCUGCCUCCGGGUGGGGCAGGGAGACGAGGAGCCCAAAGACCCCCCCAAGACCACCCCCAGCUUUAGCUUCAGUCAGUCCGGCAACGGGAAAGGCAACGGCGGCUUCGGCGUGGCCCAGUUCAGCUUCGGGAAGCCUGCGGAGACGGCGGGUGGCGCCGCGUCGGAAGCUACGGAUGCUGCCCCAGAUGCCACCCCCUCCGCAGCAGUGUCGGUGCCCAGCGGCGUCUUCAAACCUCCAGAGUCCUCUCCAGCACCCGCCUCCAAACCAGCGUUUUCUGUGACGCACCCCAACACCUUCAGCCUGCUGACGACGCCCCUGCCCCCCGACUCCACCACCGGCUCCAGCGAGAGCUCUGCCCCCUCCGAACCCAGCCCGCCUACGGAGGCCCCCGUGGCUCAGACAGCGCCCAUCGUUGUACCUGUUAUCCCCUCUCCGCUCCUGUCUGCGGAGGACAGUGUGACCCCAGCAGCCGCAGAAAAGCCCCCCACUCCCCCCUCCCCUGCCCUGGUUGCCUCUCCCACCCCCCCUCCUGCGUCUGUGACCCCCCCAGCAGAGCCCGCUCCUGCCCCUUCCCCUGACCCCGCUGCCUCAGUAGAAGUCCCCCCCGAGCCUGCCUCCACCUUUACUUCAACUCCAGCCCCCGAGGCAACCCCGCCUACCCCUGCUGCCCCCCCCUCCACCUCCACCACCCCAACCCCACAGGAGCCCAGUGCCACAGCCACCCUGGCGCCCCCCUCAGACAAACCUGGCUCCAUAUUCGGCCAGCCGCCGCCGGCAUACCCGACCACCACUACGCCCGCUCCAGCGACAGCCAGCACCACCCUGGGUCUCUCCAGCCUCACUGAUGUAAUCAGCACAGCUGCCCCUGCCAUCACCCCCACCCCGGCACCUGCUGCACCAGACACCACCACCUCUGUUUUUGGCCAGCCGGCUAACCCCCCCACCAGCACCCCUGCCCCCGCCACCGGCUUCGGCUCGGCCCCGGCAGGAUUCGGGCCUGCCGUUCCCGCGGCUGCCGCUGCCUCCUCCCCAGCCUCUGGUGCCGCGCCGACGGGCUUUGGGAAGUCUGUGUUCGGCCAGGUUGGGGCCUUUGGCCAGCCGUCUGCGGGCUCAGGCUCUGGCUCGGCCAGCAGCUUCAGUUUUGGUCAGUCCAGCUUCGGCGCCUCGCCUGGCUUCGGCCAGCCUGCCGCGUCCCCCGACCCGGCGGCCUCCCCCUCGAGCGGCGGUCUGUUUGGGGCUUCCCCGGCGGCCGGCAGUGCCAGCUCAUUCUCGUUUGGUACCAGCGCAGCCGGCUCGGUCCCCAGCACCGGUGGCUCACUGUUCGGCCAGAGCGGCACGCCUGCCUUCGGCCAGCAGAGCUCAGGGUUUGGCUCAGGGUUCGGCAGUAACACCACCACCACAUCAUCUACCGGAUUCAGCUUUGGGCAACCCUCCGCGUUUGGCAGCACACCCACCUCCUCAGUGUUUGGCCAGCAGCCCAGCGGCGGCAGCAUAUUCGGACAGGCUCCAUCCAGUGCGGGUCUGUUCGGGUCAGGAUCAGCAGGCUCCGCGCCGCCCCCCUCUGGCGGGGGCUUCUUCAGCGGCCUGGGGGGCAAACCCAGUGAGGAUGCCGCCAACAAGAACCCCUUCGGAGCCACCACAGCUCCAGGAUUCGGUCAGCCCAACCAAACAGGCGCCACUCUGUUUGGGGACAGUGGGGCAAAGAACUUCAGCUUUGGGAGCUCGUCCUUUGGGGAGCAGAAGCCAAGUGGCACCUUCACUACUGGUGCAGCUAGCGUUGCUACGCAGGGCUUCGGAUCAUUUGGGUCGACACCCCCUAAAACAGCUCCUGGUUUUGGUAGCGCUCCGGUGUUUGGCAGUCCGCCAGCUUUCGGGGGCGCUCCUGCGUUUGGGGCCGGGGCCGCGUUCGGCUCUAGCCCCUCCUUCAGCAGCCCCAUGGGCUCCACUGCAGGGAAGGUGUUUGGAGAGGGGACGGCCGCAUCCAACGUGGGAGGAUUUGGUUUUCAAACUCCUCAGAACGCGCCCACCUUUGGCAGUCUAGCCAAUCAGAGUGCUCCGUCCUUCGGGAAUCUGGCCCAGCAGCAGCAACCUGGGUUCGGCCAGCCAGGAGGAUUUGGUUCUGGAUUUGGAGGUGGUGGUGCUGGCGGCGGUGGAGGAGGAGGUUUCACUGGAGGCUUCGGAAACACCAAUCAGCAACAACCCCCGAGAUGGUCUGGACUUCGCUGACAAAACUCCAUUCUCCUCUGAUUUUUUCUCUCACUCUCCUUUGAUGACGUUGACGCCGGCAUUUUUGUUUUUUGUUUUUUGUUUUGUUCGAACCCAUCAGAGCAUUGUUUUAAAAGAUGCUAUAUUUUUUAGGAGCACAUUUAACCUUCCAUUCAGGAAUGGAUCAAUAAAAGGCAAACAUGUUGUAAAAGUG
Clupea harengus (Atlantic herring) is the source of this 6633-nucleotide messenger RNA. RefSeq names its product nucleoporin 214 (gene nup214). Gene Ontology annotation, cellular component: nuclear pore. NCBI's taxonomy places the organism in Eukaryota, Metazoa, Chordata, Actinopteri, Clupeiformes, Clupeidae. Gene Ontology annotation, molecular function: protein binding; structural constituent of nuclear pore. Gene Ontology annotation, biological process: protein import into nucleus; RNA export from nucleus. The record is from RefSeq and is a predicted model, not a curated record.